GAUGAACUAGCUUGUGAUUCUGGAAUGUGUGAUGGACAUUACAAAUGUCGUAUGACUUAUGAAUGCAUUCCAUUCAACCAGCUCUGUGACGGAAUUCGCCAUUGUCGUCGCGGUGACGAUGAAUUUAACUGCAACCCUCGCUGUCCAGCAAACUGCAGAUGUCGCGGCAUGACCUUCAAAUGUGAAAGUCAUUCCGACAUCAUCCCAAUCAAUACUAUUCAUUCCGAUGCUCGAUGGAUUGAUCUGAAAACCAACAUGUCUGAUAUGCGUCCUCAUAACCCGAUCGAUUUCCGAUUUCUUACAACGCUGCUGUUACAGGGAUGUUCUAUUCGUGAACUGCUAGUGGAUGGACAGUCAGUUUUCGGGAACAUUCGUGCGUUGCGACACCUUGAUCUAUCGUCUAAUCAUAUCGAAAAAUUGCCUAAAAAAACUUUUAUAAAAACAAAUCUGAAAACGCUCGUUCUUAGCAACAACCCAUUGUCCCACAUCGAUAGCGAUUUUUUUCAUGGAUUCGCUUCUUUAAAUAAUCUUCAAAUGACCAAUACAUCGCUUAAGAUCCUGGAAACUGGAAAUCCCCUACAGUCUAUAUUUAGACAUUUAACUGACCUAGAGUAUUUGGAUCUUUCCUUCAAUCUGAUAGAGAAUAUCCCUGGAAAAGUAUUUACAGAUCUACUUUCCUUGAAAUAUCUAAACCUUAGUCAUAAUCCUGUUUCAUUUGUUGACCUCUCGGCUUUUAGUGGGUUGCAUUUUCUGCGAGAUCUAAGAUUAACACAUACAAAGAUACAAGAAAUCCACACGGGUGUUUUCGAUGACGUGUCGUCAUUAAUUUAUCUGAAUAUAAGUGCAGGUGAUAUCAGAAAUAUUCAAAAUGAUGUGUUUUUAAAUCUUGGAAGAUUGCAAGCUCUGGAUAUUCAACAAAAUUUACUUGAGAUACACGAAUUGAUGUUUAAAGGUCUUGACGGUCUAACAUACCUGUAUGCGGACUCGUAUAAAAUGUGUUGUAUCAGACCAGAAUCGGUUGCCAGUGAAAACUGUUUCGCACUCCAAGAAUCCAUAUCGUCGUGUUCUAACCUUGUAGGUCUUGGUAUACUGAGGGUGUGUCUCUGGGUUAUCGGUAUAACAGCAUUGUUAUUGACAAGAAGCAUAUAA
Molecule: messenger RNA, 1149 nt
Organism: Ylistrum balloti
Lineage: Eukaryota; Metazoa; Mollusca; Bivalvia; Pectinida; Pectinidae
Product: relaxin receptor 2-like
Exons: 3
Coding region: 25-1149 (374 amino acids)
Molecular function (GO): protein binding
Source: RefSeq, a predicted model, not a curated record